Impatiens glandulifera is the source of this 702-nucleotide messenger RNA. Its product is annotated as universal stress protein A-like protein. The record is from RefSeq and is a predicted model, not a curated record. The transcript is spliced from 5 exons. The coding region runs from base 1 to 558 and encodes 185 amino acids. NCBI's taxonomy places the organism in Eukaryota, Viridiplantae, Streptophyta, Magnoliopsida, Ericales, Balsaminaceae.
AUGGAGGUGACGGCGGCGGCGAUUGCAAGUGGAGAGGCGGUGGCGAUGAUGGCGGAUAUGAAGAAGAAGAAGAAGCUGAAAAGAGUGAUGGUGGCGUUGGAUGAGAGUGAUGUCAGCCUUUACGCACUCAAGUGGGCACUCGAUGUCUUUCUUCCGUCCAUGGCGGAGGAGGCCAAGUUGACCAUCGUCCAUGUCCAGCCGCCUUUUGAGUCUUAUAUUUACACUGUCGGACCAGUUAUAUAUGCAAAACCCCCAGAGAUAGAAUUGAUGAGAAAAGCUCAACAAGAAGGAGCUGAAAAACUCUUUGCUCAAGCUCUGCCACUCUGUUCAGCUAACAAGGUGAAUGCUGAUACUUUGGUUCUGGAAGGGGAUGCAAAGGACAUGAUAUGUGAAGCUACUGAGAAAAUGGAAGUUGAUCUUCUCGUCAUGGGAAGCCGUGGCCUUGGCAUGAUUAAAAGGACAUUGCUGGGAAGUAUAAGUGAUUAUUGUGUUCACCAUGCAAAAUGCCCGGUCCUUAUCGUUAGAACGCCGAAGGAGAUGACGACAACACACAAGUAAAAAUUAACGUGUGUAACAAUACAAUAUGGUUUCUUAGUUUUGUGAAAUAGUUUAUGUUUUAGUAAACACGUAAUGCAAUGUGUUCAAAUAAUGUUUGUUUUCAUUUUCAAUGUAAAAGUAGUGAAAUAUUUUACAAUGCAAUGC